Salvelinus namaycush (lake trout) is the source of this 2041-nucleotide messenger RNA. Its product is annotated as integrin alpha-4-like. Gene Ontology annotation, cellular component: external side of plasma membrane; integrin complex. The transcript has 11 exons. The record is from RefSeq and is a predicted model, not a curated record. Gene Ontology annotation, molecular function: integrin binding. Lineage: Eukaryota; Metazoa; Chordata; Actinopteri; Salmoniformes; Salmonidae. The coding region runs from base 142 to 1494 and encodes 450 amino acids. Gene Ontology annotation, biological process: cell-cell adhesion; cell adhesion mediated by integrin; cell-matrix adhesion.
UAUGUGCUAGUAACUGUUACUCAUUCAGACAGAACCACAGCUGGACUCUGAGGUCUACUUGUAACAACUUUGACGAUAUUUAUUUUUAUCUCUCUUUAUAACUCUCUUUCUCUCUUUCUCCUUCUCAGGACACACAGAGACAUGCCAUACGUUGCCCUGGGGGAGGGGAAGACCAUUCUACUGAACGUUACACUGUCCAAUGCUGGCGACGCUGCCUUCCGCCCCAUGCUUCACCUGAGAUACCCCAGCAAUCUCUACUUCAUCAAAGUGUUGGAUGCUGGGGAGAAAUACGUGAGCUGUAAAAUCGCAGAGGAAGAGAAGACAAGUGUCGGGCUAGAUUGCAGCGUGGGAAAUUUGUUUUUCAACGCCUUAGCCAAAGUUAAUAUCAGUUUUCUGCUGGAUGUCAGUGCUGACAGUGAACCUGGUGACCUGGACAUUAUAAUAAAUGCAACCCGGGAGAAUUUUGAAAAUGAAGAUCUUCUCCAUGACAAUAUUGUUAAUCUGACUCUGCUAUUGAGAUAUGGAGUGAAUCUAAACAUCCACGGUUUUGUAUCCCGAACAGAGUUUGUGUUUGGGGACUUUGAGGAGCCACACUGCUCCGCUGAGAGGUUCAACUACACUUUCAAGGUUGUCAAUGUUGGUCCAAGCAUAUCGCACGGCACAAGAGUGGAAAUUGAUAUCCCCAAAGCUUUAGCACCGUAUCCAUACAGACUGCUCAACAUUUUGGACAUACAGUCAUCUUCUGGGUGGUGUUACGUUCGAAACUCCACUGAUGGGACCAGCAGUACACAUGGCAACAUGUAUGGAAGCCAGAGAGCAAGUACUGUUGACAGUGUUUUGUUAAAUGUGACAACUACCACUGACAGCUAUUGGACGAAUUGGUCCAGCACCACUCACCCUUAUUGGACUAAUACUUCCAGUACCACUGACACCAAUUGGACUAGUACAUCCUAUAUGGCCAAUGUGAGAAACUGGACCAGUGUUCUUGAGAAUGAGUGUGAUCUGCCUGACUCCAAUCCCUUGAAUGAACUUUUCUCCUACUUCUUCUCGAAAAGAAGUAGAAGACAUAUGUAUUGUAUGAAAGAGGAUGCUCUGUGUCUGUACGCGGUGUGUGAGCUUGGAGACAUGGACAUUGGGAAAGAUGUCACCAUUGAAAUGGAGGUCGAAAUGAAUUCGGGAGUUUUAGACAUCUCACCGGGAAGACAUAGUGUCAUGCUGUUAGAGACCACUGCUGUCAUAUCACCCAAGAAGGACCCAUUUAUUUGGUUCUUAAAAGAAGAUCCCAUCACAGUGGUUGUCCUGGAGGCCCAUCAUAGCCACAAACUGAAACCAGUCAUUGAGCUGUCCAUCAUCGUGGCCAGUCUCUUACUAGGCCUCCUCAUCCUUGCCUUGCUGGUCAUCUGCUUGUGGACGAGCGGCUUCUUUAAGAGUGAGUUGGAGGAAAGAUGGAGAAUAUACGAAGGCACAGCUGGGACUACUGAGGACGGACAUUGAUUCAUAUCAAAUAUAUGACACAAUAUCAUAGUUAAAGGGGAAAUUCAGUACAACAUAAUGUUAGAUGGUUCCUCAACCUGAAAGUAGUCUAAUCAUCUAAAAUUAAUUGUAUUUGCUGACACCCUGCAGUCACAUUUUGGCACCAGUAGACUAACUAGCUAGCUAGCUAUGUAAACCACACCCUUCUGCGAACACGCCUUCUGCAAUGAUGGCUACAAGGCAGUACUUAUUUAAAUUAGGUAAGAGUAUAAGAUAUUACCAUUGGUGUAUUAAAAUGACCGGCUUUAUGUGGUCUCUCACAAAGCCUUAGCUUUUCGAGGAAGCCAGUAACCGUAUGGUCAAACAUUAUCGAUGUACCAGCAACAGUCACUUUUCAUUCUUUUGUCAUCGUACUAUGAUCUGGUUUCAUCCAAAUGUCAUCCAAUCUGAUGAAAUACAUGAUUUUGACUGUUUGUGACCUUUAAGUUGUAUAAUAUUGAACUUCCCCUUUAAUCAGUGACUGAGGAUUGAUUGACCCACGGUACAGUGUCUUGCAAAAGUAUUCACC